CCAGGGUGCUCCAAACCAAACUUAAUGUUAAGUGAGGAGGUGGAGAAUUUGGCUUUCUUUCCUGUUUUGUUCUACGUGCUUCCUGCAUCACUGUAUGACACUACUACACGGCAUUAGCACUGAGUGUCUAAUUUUACCCAGAAACUGAAUAAACACAAGAGUGGUCUUUGACUGUUGCACAGUUCUGUAUGUUCUCAUGAUGAAGGCUGAUGAAGUUAGUGAGGAGAGUCUCAGACAGUGCAAAUAAGAGAUGGCCAAGGAGACCAGACAUGUGAUGAUGAAAAUACCAGUUUCAUGUGACCCAUGGCUAAGGAGCGGCUCAUAGGCAAAGACAAACACCCAUUUGUGUUGUUUUCUUCAGUCAGUGCUGAUCCACUGAGGGGAAUCCACCAGUCAGGCAAGUACACUGUCAUUUAUAAUCCUGUGUAGAUUGUCUCUCCUCUGGAUGAAGCCUCAGUGGUCAGGAUGCAGACUAUUAAGACAGUUGAGACCCAAGUGCCCUUUUUGAAAGAGAGUUUCUUUACUACCACUUUCAAAGGCAGGAGGAAGAGCAGCGUUACCAACAUCCUCCGUAAACAACAGCACUCACUCCUUAAUCAGCCACAACAGCAACAGCAGCGCAUUUUAGAGCAUCAGCAGCAGGAUCUGAAGCAAUUUCUUCCCCAGUCAGUCGAAAAUGGACAAGGACAGCGCACGCUGGAGCAUCAGCGCCUUGCUCGCUCGACCAGCAGCCCGUUAUGCAAGACAGCUGAGCGUGCAGGAGCAGAUGGGGAUGGAAAGGAGGGGCAAAAAGAGAGAAAGGAUCAGAGAGCUAGAGAGGCUGUGCUGGGGAGGGUUGGGGAGCGAGGAGUGAGUGGUAGGGAGCCCGCAGCUGUCAGUGCCAGUCUCCUCCUCCUUUCAGCAUCAGCAUCAGCGGAACUGGGGGAGGCAACAUCAUCCUCACGGCUGCUUUCAACUGUGGUGGACAGACAGCAGGGAUUAGGCAGCUCUGAAAGGGUUCUGACCAACAGAGGAGCAGCAUCAGCGGCAGCCCAAGAGGAAGCCAAGAAUGACCAGCCUCGACCCCAGCAGCAUGGCUUGUUAGCUAAGGGUGUCCGCCUGCUCAGGAACAUGGGGAACCAGGAAGCAAAGCAGAAGAAAGGUGGAGGAAGUGGUGAAGCAGCAGGGGAUGGAUCCUGUGACGGUGAUGCUGAUGAGAGGGACGUGGACAAAAAAUCUAAAAAGUCCCACAUCAAGAUAAGUAAAGGAGGAGGAGGAGACCACAGUGGCAAAAAGAAACCUAAAUCAGAGUCAAAGGGAUCUGUGUUUUCUGGGAUGAAGAUCAGGAAGAGUUUAUCCAAGGCUAAAGGGCUGUCUAAGGAUGACAUGUUGGAAGAUGGGAGCUCAGAACGUACUGGCAAAGCAGGGCUCAAGCCCGCUGUGGAGACAAGCCUGCCAGCUGAUGAGACAGGCAUGCUAUCAGAUGUCGAAGGGGAUCUAAGCCGCUUGACCGCUGACAGUCACCAAUCUAUAGUGGAUGAGAUUGGCCGGAAGACGAGCUCGGGGUCUGAUGCUGACCUCUACAGUUUUCACUCUGCAGCAGCUGAAAAUGAAGACCUGCUCGCUGAUAUCCAGCAGGCCAUAAGAGACCAGUGUGAGGCCAGUGACAAGGUAAUGGUGGCUGGCCACUUAUCUGAAGGCUCAGCCUCUGAGAGAAUCAAGACUUCUGAGAAGGUAAUACCUCACCAAGUAUUUAGUCUCGAUAAUGAAGUUUUCUCUCAUGCAGUUGAUGGUGAAGUAAGCAGGGAGUGUAACAAAUUUGAGAACGAAAGUUGUGUCAUACCCAUAUCAAGAAAUUCAUCUGGUCCAGGGUCCCUGAGUGAGAGUGGUCCCGCCUCGUCCGCCCCAGACACAGAAAGAAGCAGCGGCAGCCUUUUCCCAAAGACUAACAGCACGUAUAGCUUUCCUGACACCACUACUACCACCACCUCUUAUGAGAGCGCCGAGGAGCCUCAGGAUGACCCCGAGAGCCCAGUCCUUCACCCACAGCAGAGCAAAAACACAUGUGUGCCAUGUGUCCGCUUGGAUCCCAUAGUCGGGGGAGCAGGACCAAUGGGUCCUCACAAGAGUGUAAGCAGUAUGGACCUGUCCAUGGAGAGGGAGGGGGAAGAGAAAACAGGGAGACGGGACUUCCUGUCCCUGAAAAGGAGGAAGAGUAGUUUGUCUAUUGGCCAGUUGUCAACAGACCCCCAGAGCCCUCAUCCUAGACGGACAUCCUCCAUCUCCCCCUCUACUGUCAAACUCUACCCUCCAAUCAACCCCUCUUAUGUUAAGACCACCACCAGGCAGCUUACAUCUCCAGUUGGCUCCCCCAUCACCAGCCCCAAUGUGCCUAGGAAAACAGAUUCCACCUUUGCUUCCGUACAGUCCAGUGGCAGCAAAGGGUUUAAGAGACACAAGCAAAGGUCGUGCUCCAUUGCAGGGCCCAUCAUUGUGUCUGCAGACUGGUCCACAGAGAAGGAUACACCAGAGAAGAGUUACAAAAGCGGGACUUACUGGACACUGGGCUCCAGGAGAACACAUUAUGCACGAAAGACCUCCUCUACUACAGUACCCUACCUGGAUGUCUUCUCUGGUCGCACUCUGUUGGACAGGCUGUCUGUGCAUUCUGGUGAUGAGUCUACAGAAGAGGAGGCGAAAGAACUGUGUCAACGACUGUUGGUCCAGGGUCUGUUGCAUCCCUUCAGUGACAACACUGCAGAGCUCCAGGAUGACAGCAUUGUCUCAGCAGUCUUUAAUGAGGAGCAGCUGUAUACCUGGGCGUCCGUAGGCCUGCCAGUGUCUUCACACCUGUGGGAGCUCUAUGGUGGGCGAACCACAGCCAGAGAGCCGAGCUUGAGAUCCCUUUUGCAUCAGUCGUCAACCAAGGAGACACCAGGAGAUCUACAUUCUCAGACAGAGUCCAGCAGGUUGAAGUCAGGUCAUUCAUCCUCAGAGGAUGAAAGCUGUCUCAUCCCUCAGCUGGAGAGGACCAUCGAUGACCUGCGGAUUAAGAUUGCUGUGUUGCAGGGCCAGCAGGCCUCCUUGACAAAGGGCAGCUGGGAUAAUAUGGGAGCUCUGGGCGCUGGCCACCCCAAGGCCUCACAGAUGAGAGGAGGAAGACAGGACAAGAUGAGCCAGGAGGUGUCUGUCCAGACCUCGCCUGUGGAGGAGGGGUUUAAGUUUGAUGUGCCUUUGAACGGAGGAUCAGGCAGCGUGUCAUCCUCUGUUGCAUCCUCCAUCCCCAAAUCUACAGAGAACUUUGUCUGCACAUGCCAGCAGAAGCAACAGAGCAGCGCCCUUCCUGCUCCUCCACCCCCGCCUCCACCCACCCCUUCCUCUACAGUCUCUAGAGGUCUGCCCCCACCGCCGCCACCACUACCACCUUUACCAGGGGGUGUUGCUCCUCCUCCACCACCACCUCCUCCUCCACCCUUACCCGGUCUUGGAGCUUGUCCACCACCCCCUCCCCCUCCUCCUCCUCCAGCUCCGGGAUCUGGACCACCACCUCCUCCUCCUCCUCCUCCUCCUCCCCCACCCGGUUUUGGACCUCCACCACCUCCUCCUCCUCCACCAGGCAUGGGUCCUCCUCCCCCACCCCCUCCUCCUGGAAUGGGCCCCCCUCCUCCACCUCCACCCCCAGGGUUUGGGCCUCCACCACCACCAGGACCCGUGCCCUCCAUGAUGGUCCAGGAAGCUUCCCCUGCCAAGGCUGUGAUAGAACCCCCCAAGCCAAUGAAGCCACUCUACUGGACACGCAUACAACUGCAUGCUAAAAAAACCGCUGACUCUCUGGUGUGGGAGAAAAUUGUGGAGCCAACUGUAAACUUUGAAGAAUUUGUGGAACUAUUCUCUAAAAGCGCUGUUAAAGAGAAAAAGAAGCCAAUUUCAGAUACAAUCAGCAAGUCCAAAGCCAAGCAGGUGGUGAAGCUCCUCAACAACAAGCGUUCGCAGGCUGUUGGUAUCCUGAUGUCCAGCAUUCAUCUUGAUAUGAAGGACAUCCAGAAUGCCGUCCUAAAUAUGGACAACACUGUCGUCGAUCUGGAGACUCUGCAUGCCCUUUAUGAAAAUAGAGCUCAAGCUGAUGAAAUGGAUGGCAUUAAGAAGCACAUUAAAUCAUCCAAAGACAAAGAGGAUGCCAAGCCACUGGACAAGCCUGAACAGUUUCUAUUCCAGUUAUCCCAAAUCCCCAACUUCUCUGAGCGAGUGUUCUGCAUCCUGUUUCAGUCAACUUUCCAUGAAUGCAUCACCUCAAUCCACCGCAAAGUAGAAAUCCUUCAGAGAGUGUGCAAGGCUCUCCAGAGCGGUGAGUGUGUAUUGCAGGUGCUUGGCCUGGUGCUUGCUUUUGGCAACUUCAUGAACGGAGGUAAUCGGUCUCGAGGGCAGGCGGACGGUUUCACCUUGGACAUUCUGCCAAAACUGAAGGACGUUAAGAGCAGCGAUAACUCCCAGAGUCUUUUGUCCUACAUUGUUGCUUACUAUCUAAGGCACUUUGAUGAGGAUGCUGGCAGAGAGACAUGUGUCUACCCUCUGCCUGAGCCUCAGGAUCUUUUCCAGGCCUCCCAGAUGAAGUUUGAGGACUUUCAAAGAGAUCUGCGCAAGCUGAGGAAAGACCUCAAUGCAUGCUCAGCCGAGACAGAGAAGGUCUGCAAGUUAUCCACUGAGGAGAACCUGCAACCCUUUAAGGACAAGAUGGAUGAAUUUUUGAGCCAAGCCAAAACUGAACUAGAAAUGCAAGAGAAGCAGCUGGCAGACACUCAGAAAAUCUUCUUGGAGUUGAGUGUCUCUUUUUCAGUUAAACCCAAGGCAGGAGAGAAAGAGGUCUCUCCAAACACUUUCUUCUCCCUUUGGCACGAGUUCUCCACUGAUUUCAAAGACCAGUGGAAGAAGCAGAAUAAGCUGAUGUUACAGGAACGAGUCAAAAAGGCUGAGGAGUGCUUCAAACAGGCCAGAGAAAAGGCUUCCUACAAUGUGAAACCCAAACAUGCAACCGGAAUAAAAGCAAAGCUGGGUCAGAAGAUCUGAAGCAGAGAAUGGAAAAUUAUCAUCACCGAGCCUAUUGCACAAGCACUGUUUGUACAAUCUGACAAUGACUCAUCAGUCAUUUUUACAACAUUUAUUUGCUUCCAGUAUUUGUUUUCAAUUGAUUUAGACCUGUUGUUUAUUGUGAGUUGGUUCAAAGUGGAUAUUAUGUGGCUGUUGUUUAGAAGUGGGAUGAAAAAUUACAUUCUCGGCCGCCCUUUGAUAGCACUUGCAUAAUUAAAUGAAAUAUUGCUACCAAAAGGCAUCCUUAAACUGAGAUGAUAAAAUGUAGUUUAGUCAUUGCCAGAAAAUGCUCACUGGAGUCUGAAAUGAGUAGCAAAUGUCCUCAGUGUUUUCUAAGCCAUAUGUAGCCUAUUUUUUUGUUAUCUUCCUAAAUCUGGUUUACCAGGAAGCCAUGAACACUUCCUCUUUAUAUCUUCCCUCAUGGUGAAAAGCACAGAAUUUUAUAACAUUUCUAUAAGGUAGGUAUGGAUCGCCUAUCACGCAGAAAGUGCCUUAUCGCACAGAGGAGAGUUCACGUGAGCGCUGAGGAACAGAGCCUAUUUCUGAGACAUAUCAUAUGUAAUUAAAGGUUACAUUUAAA
Molecule: messenger RNA, 5644 nt
Organism: Scatophagus argus
Lineage: Eukaryota; Metazoa; Chordata; Actinopteri; Scatophagidae
Gene: fmn2a
Product: formin 2a
Exons: 18
Coding region: 466-5043 (1525 amino acids)
Biological process (GO): actin nucleation; intracellular transport
Cellular component (GO): nucleus; endoplasmic reticulum membrane; cytoplasm
Molecular function (GO): microtubule binding
Source: RefSeq, a predicted model, not a curated record